This is a messenger RNA of Labrus bergylta (ballan wrasse), 9636 nucleotides long. RefSeq names its product matrix-remodelling associated 5b (gene mxra5b). NCBI's taxonomy places the organism in Eukaryota, Metazoa, Chordata, Actinopteri, Labriformes, Labridae. The record is from RefSeq and is a predicted model, not a curated record. Gene Ontology annotation, molecular function: protein binding.
AUGUGUCGGAGUGUGUGUGUGCCGGGGGCUCUGCUCACUCUCCUUGUGCUGACACUUGUGUUGCCUACCGGCCAGGCUUGCCCCAGGAGCUGUAACUGCUACCAGGCCAGUGAAGUCCACUGUACUUUUCGUUCCCUGCUUGCCAUCCCUCCUGGCCUGCCUGUACACACACGCCGCAUGAACUUAGGGUUCAACAGCAUCAGCAGGAUCCAUGAAACCUCUCUGACGGGGCUAAAGAAAGUGGAGCUCCUGAUGCUCCACAGCAAUGACCUCCACCAUAUUCCAGAUGCAGUAUUCAGAGAUUUGAAAUCAUUACAGAUACUAAAGCUGAGCUAUAACAAGCUGAGAGAGAUCUCUUCAUCGCUGACCUUCUCUGGCCUGACCUCACUCCUGCGCCUGUACUUGGAUCACAACCUCCUCCAGCACAUCCACCCCCGGGCCCUGCUCCAGCUGCCUAGCCUCAGGCUGCUACGUCUGCAAGGGAACAGGCUGCAUCAGCUGCACCCACACACUCUGUGCACGCUCUCUUUGCUGAAUACUUACUACUUCUCUACACUCAGACACCUAGACCUCUCCAACAACAGUCUGACCACCUUACCCAGCGAAACUUUAGCGACAGCACCUCUACUGGAGACUCUUGUAUUGCAGGACAAUCCAUGGAGCUGUGACUGUAGGAUGAAUUGGUUUCUAACAUGGAGUCUGGCUCAUCCAGGAUUCAUGAAAUGUCCUGGCGGGCCUCAGUGUCCAAUCUGUGCCUCACCGAAAUCCCUUCAAGGGCAGGGGUUGUUUGACCAGAUUGAUCUACCGUGCAAGCCGCCUGUGAUCAUCUCCCCUGGAAGAGUCACACCUUUGGAGACGGAGCUCAUUGAAAUCCAGUCAAGAGAAUCCUUCAGAGAGCCUCUAGGCACUGCCUCUUUGGGUUUGUCUGACCAACAGGGGAACAGUGUUGAUCUGAGUUGCAACAUCACUCACUCUUCUGAUUCCCAGGAUAUUGCACCUCCCCCUGAUCUCUCCCUCUCUUCUUCUUCCCCUCUCCCUCUUGCUUUGUCCCUCUCUCUGGAUUGCCCUGUGGAGAGACAGAGCUAUGAGAAACUCUGGAGGAUACUAGCAUACUAUAGUGAGACAGCAGUUCGCCUGGAGAGGGAGCUCAUGCUGAGUAAAGCCCCGGCAUUGGCCUACCGCUACAGGCAGACAGUAGAGACAGACGGAUAUUAUCACACGGGGGUCAGAGCUUCUGUUAAAGCUAUGCCACAAUGGUUGCUACAGCCAGCAAUUAGCAUUCAGCUAAACAGAGCACAGUCUAAUGGAAUCAAAGUUCAACUUAUAUACUCAACAAGAGUUUCUGCUCAUCCUGACCCUAUUUCUCAUUCCUCAACAUCCAACCCUGCUUUUCAUCCGUGGACGCUGAUUUCAACUAAUCAUACCACCACAGCACUGGCGACAGUAGCAAGGAGUAAAGUGGAACUACCAUGCCCUCUGCUAAGUUCUGGUAGCCUCAAAGUAGAGUGGGUUCUCCCAGAUGGAUCCAAGCUUAUCGCCCCCUCCAACAACCUAGACGGUAGGCUCUUGGCUUCAAACUCAGGUUUACUUAUUCAUAAAGUGAUGCUUUCAGAUGCUGGGAUCUAUUACUGCAUAGCACGGACAGGCAGGGAUGUAGAUGUUAUGCCCUUGCGCCUUGCAGUCGAGGAGUCUUCGAUUCCACCUUUAGGAGAGCAUGUAGGACCUCCUGCCAAAGGAGCUGUUGGGGAGCCCAUUAGUCUGUCUUGUGAGGUGUCUGGUUCACCAUUGCCUUAUUUGAGUUGGGUGUUACCAGAUGGAAACACAGUACGUCGAGGAUUAGCUGUAUCAGGGGGGGUCACAAUGCAAUCAAAUGGGAGUCUCUCUCUGCCUAACCCCACCAAGAGGGAUGCUGGGCAUUACCGCUGCAUUGCAGUCAACCAGUAUGGUAGUGAUUCUAUGUCCAUGCAGCUGGACUUAAAGUCACAACAUCCCCUUUCACUCAAGAAUUCAUUCUCAAGAGGGCCACAGUCAGCGGCUGGUCGGUCCACCAGAAUUAGAGCUCCAUUAUUACGCCUAGAAGAGGAAGGAUCAGGGGAUGAAGAGGAAGAAGAGAAAACGACUAUUGGCAAUAGAAGACAUCAAAGGCCUCUCCAACUGCCACCAAACCGACGUCAUCCGAUUGGACAACCCAGAGGACGUGGACUUAUGAGAGAGGGCCCCCUGAGAAGAGGAGGGAGGCCUGUAUCAUCCACUGACAAGAGAAGAAACCGCUUCGAAAACAGACAUAGAGUUACCACCAACAAACAAAGGAUAGAUCCCAAGAAAUGGGCUGACCUCUUGGAAAAGAUACGACAAAAGACUGCUCAGACUAAUAAUAGUCAGCCCAUUGCAGAAGGGACAGCCACAGCUGAAGCAGAGGGGAAAAGCAGACAUGAGGGAGGAGACGAUACAGAUAAAGGUAGAACUGAGGCCUCAGAGGUGGAAGCAGAAACCGAAGGGUCGUCUGUCAAUGACGAUGAUCUAAAACAGGAAGGCUCAGAGUCCAUUCCCACUGUUCUGACAAAAAUGCCAUCACAUAUUGGGACAGAAACAGACACAGAGAUAACGAAAGAGACAGAUAGGUCGAGAGAAACACAGACUGAUAUAGAGAAUGAGACAGAGACACACAUACACACAGAGAAACCAACAGAGACAGUGACAAACCCAGAAACACGACAAGAACAAGUCACAUCUAAACCAAUCCCAGGAAGAAAUGAAAUUAUCCCUGAAGCUAGAGAGGGCAAUGAACAAGAAGAAAACCCCAGCCUUUCGAGAACCAGGCCCCAGAAACCCAGGCAGGGUAUCUUUCCUAACUUGGUUCCAAACUCCAGGCCUCAAAGCCCUUGGAAUUCUCGCAGGAGGAUCGGACAGCGAAGACGAAUCAUCAACAGACAGAGGGGACGACCUUUUAGUCCAACACAACCUCUACCUGACCCUAAGUCACAAACUGACACUACAACAGAUCAACUUGAUAAGUUGCUGCUGGUGUCAUCGACUGCCCCUGUUUCUAACAGUCUUGGUAUCUUCACUUCAAAAUUCAACUCCCUCUCAGCAACUCCCCCUCCUUCCUCUACCACCUCAUUAUCCUCCUCACACACAAAGGCACAUACAGACAUGAUGACUCAGUCUGCUAACUUCCCUGACAUUGCAGAGUCCAAUCCCAUCAGCACACUAACACCAGCACCCACUCACUCCCACACUGCCAUUUCCUUUGCACAGACACAUGUGCCAGACACACACACCGAGACACAUAUACACACGACAUCAGGCAAACAUGUUGAUAGACCACCAAGCAAACACAGUGAAGAGCCGAAGAGGAAUUCAUUGGGUGUACCAUAUGUUUCCCAGUCCUUGGCCUCUGUGUCGCCCACUCCCUCCUCCAUUGCUUCCACCGAAGGCCGUGCUGUGACAAUUGCCAUCACUACUGUAAAAAUAACAAGUCCUUCAACCACUCUAAAGAGCACUCACUCUACUAGUAUUAUGGGAAGCAGUAAAAGUCUAUCUACCGCAAUAGAUAGUGAGAACACACUUCCUGUAACCACUACAACUAGUCCCAUGACUCCACCUCCCAUCAUAUCUACUAAAACUACAAUUACUACUCCAACAUCUAGCCCUACCAGAAGCACAACUACUCUUACCUCAACUACUACCCCAACAACUCCUAUACUAACAUCUACUUUGCCCACUACCACUACUACUUCUUCAACCAGCCCUUCUACUACAUUUACUACUACUACAGCUCCUAGUACUAAAGUGUUGUCAAAAGCUAUUUCCACAACUUUGAACCCUACUACUACUACUUUUAUGAGUACUACUACGACUACUACUACUACUGCAACAACUACCAAAACCACCAAUCCUACAAUAAGUAGUAGAAUUACAAUAUCAGCCACAAAUUCUCCCACCACAACACAAGUUACAACAUCCAGUACCCCUUCUACUACCACAACAAGAAUGACAUCAACACCUACUGCAGCAUCACCCAAAGAGAGGCCAAGCGCUGGCCAAGUUGACCCCAGAUGGAAGCAUGCUUCCAGGGCUCCAAACCAGAGUCGACCCCCCACUGAAUGGAAGAACCCUGGAGCUAAUUCUAUUCCUGAUUCACACAGCGGCAGGCCACUCCGGCCCCCCUCAUCCUCGCUCCCUGUCACCCCUGGGGAACCAGUUGUGAAAUCCAGACCGAGGAUUGCAGAUCCACAUAUCAGGACUGUGUCGUUCCCAGCAGAGAGCACUGCCAGGCUGGAUUGUGAAGCUAAAGGAGAGCCUAAGCCCUCUAUCACAUGGACCAAAGUCGCCACAGGAGCAGUGAUGUCAAUCCACUCCAGGGCUCAGCGAUUUGAGGUCUUGCCAAAUGGCACCCUUGUUAUCCAGAAUGUUCAGCAGCAGGACAGGGGCACAUACAUCUGCAGUGCACACAGCUUUCUGGGUCGUGACAGGUUGUUAACAACCCUCGAAGUGUGGACACGCCCCCCUAGUAUGAAACUGGCCAGUUAUAGAGAAUCGACCAUUCAUCAGGGUGGAGAGGUGCACCUAGAGUGCCAGGCAGAUGGCAUUCCCACCCCUCUGCUCUCUUGGGUUUUACCUGACCGUUCUGUCCUCACCUCCUCUUCCCCCUCGGCCAGUCGCAUCAAUAUGGACACAAAUGGAACCCUCCAUAUCUCGGUAACUUUACCCAGCGACAGAGGAGUGUAUCGCUGUGUGGCCUCCAACUCAGCAGGUGCCGCCAGCGCCUCAGCGCGUGUACACGUGUCCUCCUUGCCCCCGGUGAUACAGCAACCUAGAGAUGAACACCUGCUCUUGUCUCCAGGGAGGCCUGUCUAUGCACACUGCUCGGCCCGAGGUGCCCCACAACCAACUCUGCGAUGGCGAAUCCCGGAUGGGACUCUCGUUCGACCAUCCCAGUUUCUCCAUGGCAAUCUUUUUGUCUUGCCCAAUGGGACACUGCAUAUUCGGAAAGUUGAGCCUAAAGACAUUGGAAAUUAUGAGUGCACAGCAAGUAAUGCUGUUGGAGCUGAUAAAAGAACGGUGAGGGUGGAAAUUGAAGUGGAAAGAACACAGGGUGGGGCAGGACAUGAAGGGGCAAGAGCAGUUGCAGCUGAAAAACCAUCUUCUUCUUCUUCUUUCCAUGAAGAAAGGAACUUUCCAAUCCCCAGCCAACCUCCAAAUCCAUUCAGACUCCCCCCUCCAUCUCAUUUUAAUAGAUCCAGGAACUUGCCUGACUCCUCCAGCUCCUCUCGAUUCUCUUUUCCUCCUCACCAACUCAAUCCCACUAACUCACCUCCCAAAAUCAAUAAAACAGUCACUUCCUCCCCCACACACUUGGCCAACAUCAACAGAACACUCUCCACCUUGCCUACAAAUAACACCAGAGUGUCAAUUGGCAUUGUAAACAACACAAGACUUACUUCUACCUCCUCUGACAAAAAGGGACCCUCAACCCUGCCUCCCUCACCUGUUUCCCCUUUCAGUAAAGCCCGUAUUGUCUCUACAACACCCCCCAUAUCUACCAUCCACUAUGGGGAGAUUUUGCAGCUCCACUGUACUGUAACUGGCAACCCAUCACCCAUCAUUAUUUGGAGGACUCCCAAUAGAAAACUGGUGGACAAGCAUUUCAGUUUCGACAGACGCUUUAAGGUGCAUCCUAAUGGCACCCUGUCAGUUCAGGCAGUCACAGAAAAAGAUGCUGGGGACUACCUCUGUAUUGCACGCAACAAGGUUUCAGAUGAUUAUCGCCUCCUGCGUGUCUCUGUAGCUACCAAGCCAGCCAAAAUCGAACCCAAGCAGCCACACGAUCAGAUGGUGCUGUUUGGCAAACCACUGAAGGUUGACUGCCAAGCAACAGGGCUGCCUGACCCAGCUGUCCAGUGGAGCCUCCCUGAUGGAACCAUGGUAAACAGUGUUUUGCAGGGGGAAGAAAGAGGAAGGCGAACACGGAGGCUAACUGUGUUUGAUAAUGGGACCUUACUGGUUCCAGCAGUGGGUAUGGGGGAGGAAGGAGAGUAUACCUGUUAUGCUGAGAAUCAAGGAGGGAAAGACACCAUGAAGGUCAAAGUAAAGAUCAUGAUGACAUCCCCACCAGCCUUCAACGAUGACAGAAGUUACCAUGUCAUUAAAGUACCUCUGGGAGGAACUGCCGCUAUUCCCUGCCGGGCCACAGGAGAUCCUACUCCGACAGUGACAUGGAUUUCGCCAACACACCGUGUCAUCCCCAACAGUUUGGGAUCUAGAUUUUACUCUGAGCGGGUUGUUGUGGUUUCAGGUGGAACCCUGGAGGUGCGCAUGGCUCAGAAGAUUGACACAGGGAAUUAUACAUGCCGAGCUGGCAACUCAGCUGGGGAGAAGAGCAUGGUGAUAGGCCUGGUAGUGGAGUCUCCUAACUAUGGACAACAUGCUGGAGGAAGAGGUUGGAGUACCAGCAAUGGGCCAGGCAGUAGGUCAGGGGAAAACAUUAACAAUGGAGUCACAAACAAGUUUGGUGGCAGCAACAAUAAUGGCCAUAGUGGUAAUAAUGGCAGGUUGGGAAACAUUGUACCCAACACUGGCAUUAGUUUAGCAACCAGUGUCUUAAAUCCUGUUCAAAGGAGUGAUAGUGAAGGUACAUUAAACAGGCCUGUCAGUAGAAUAACAACCCAUCUUGGUAGCAGUGUAAUCAGUGUUGGGGUUAGCGGUGCUAGCAAUAUAGGCUUUAAAGCAGAUAAUACUGAAAUAACUAGAAAUGGACCUAUUACCACAAGAGGUAAUGAUAGUCUGGGCAACAGUCACAGCACAGCUAGAGGAAAUAUUGUUGAAAGGAAGCCCGGGACUUACAAUAAUGAAGUUAUUCCAGGAAAGAGUAGCAAUGAUGCCAACACUGGUACAUCAAGAAAUGCUGGAAUUGUUAGCAGCAGUGGGUCUAAUCAUGGAGCUGGUUCAUUCAGAGAAAAUGGGUUCAGUAGUGGUAUAAAUACAGGAGCCAUUAAUGCUUACAGUAGGAUAAGUGCUGGUUCAAGUAGUGCCAACACAGCUGCUCAUAAUACAGGUACUAAAAACUCUUCUAACACACUUGCUGGGAUGAUAACGACAGUGAAGAAGCAAUCAAUGAAAGGCCAAACUGUUAUUCUGCCAUGCCCCUCACAAGGCUCCCCUCCGCCUCGAGUGGCUUGGCUUCUGCCUGGUAAUGGUGUGUUGCCAGCUCCUUAUUAUGGCAGCCGGCUAACAGUGCACCGGAAUGGCUCGUUGGAGCUGCGAGGCGUGCGGGUGAGUGAUAGUGGGACCUUGGUUUGUGUGGUUAGAGGUCAGCAAGGAGAGACCAGGAUACAGGUGGAGCUGGAGGUCUCUGAGGUAUCUUCCAACAGGGCACCAGCUGUUGAAAGACCUGCUCAAGGAAGCUUUGGUUCGAAUGAGGUGCCAAACCCACGGUUACCAGUUACUCCAAGGCUUCUACAAAGCGGCCCUUCUUUACCAGUUGUACCUCAUCCAGUUGGCCCUCCACUCCGCUCAACUGGCCUUGCCUCCGAGCCAGCACUGAGCACCAGGACAGCCCCCUUGGUGAGCAUCAUUAAUGGAGAAACUCUUCGCCUGCCCUGCCCUGCUUCUCAAACAUAUGGAUACACCCAGAGAUCUCUCUCCUGGACUACGCCCAGUGGAAAGGUGAUGUCUUUGGGUGAGAGUGGUGAAUCAGGCCGAUUUAUUGUCGGAGCGGAUGGAACGCUAACAAUACAACAGGCCACUGUCUUCGAUCGUGGGUCCUACACCUGCAGGUCGCAGAGCAUCCACUCCUCAUCUGUUUCAGUCCUCACUGUCCCUGUCAUCGUCAUCGCCUACCCCCCUCGCAUCACAACAGGCCCCUCCCCCGUGACCUACACACGACCUGGUGUCGCCGUGGAGCUGCCAUGCAUGACCAUAGCAACCCCCCGGGCGACGGUCACCUGGGAAACACCAGACCUGACACAACUCAUUGUCAUGGGUCAGGCUCGUAUCUAUGGCAACCGCUACCUUAGUCCUCAGGGUUCCUUGGUGAUACAGAACCCAACAAGUAGAGAUACAGGGUUUUACAGAUGCACCGCAAAAAAUGUGAUAGGAGUAGACACCAAAGCGACUUACCUGCAUGUUAUAUAAUGCGGGGAAGGUAAACAAAAACUCAUACACACAAAAAAACGUGCAGAACAAAAAACAGACUCCACCAGGCUUCUGUGCUGGUGAAUUAAAUACUCUGCUGUUAAAACUAUGUGUCCAACAAGCCCAACGGAACUGCAAGAUACUGUUUUAUCUCAGAAAAGACUUUUCUAAUAUACAAGUCAUUGCCUCAUUAAUGUAUUUUUAAUGUACAUCUUUGUUUUAAAUACUGUCAUUUGUAUGCAAGAGUCUCUGAACAUAACAACAAUACAUUUUUCUCUGCAGUAUCAAAACAUUUCAUUAAGGUCUGUUUUAUUAUACAAUCGUAUAAUUUGUACCUUGUUUUCUGUCUCUUUGGGCAGCAAGUCCAAAAAAAUACACAAGAUAUUUAAGAGUUCUGCACAGAUGUAAUGUUAAUGUGGACCAAUGGACUACUUUUCAUGUGGACGAUGGAAAAAACUGAAAGGCUGUCAUUUUUCUCUGUUCAUUGUGUUCCUUUAAAAAACCUUUUGUGGAGAAAAUAACCUUGUCCCUUUUAAGGUUUUUACCAUAAUGAUUUUUUUUUUUUAAUCUGGGAAACAAGACAGACAUGUUUGUACUGUUAAAAAAAACAUGAGCGCUAUCCUUGGCUUGGUUGCUUUAUUUCAUGACGUUGUGCAUUUAUCUACUAACACUGACCUACAACAGAACUUAUUCCUCGAAAAAUGACAUUGAUUAAGAACAUUUUCUUGAUAUCUUUUUUUAAAAGGUCAUUUUUCUUUAAUAAAUACACACACCAAAAAGGUUGGAUUUUGUAUUUGCCGUGCAUAUGUAGCAAACUUAAGCAGACACUCUUAUUUGCAUUGUACUUUGCAUUCAUUUAAUCUGUAAUAUAUAUAAUAAUUGAAGGCUGCAGAACUAUGAUCCACCGUAACAUCAGCAUCUUCAGGACUUUGUAAAGCUUGUUUACAUUUUUUCUGGCUAACUUGUAGAUUUGAAUCUUAACAAAUGUUGUUGUACCAGCAUCUUUUUGAUCUCACAGCAUCUUUGGAGCUGAAUGAGAUAUCGUAAAGGAGCUUUUAUGUAAGCAACAUACCCAUUUCUUUGAAGGACACUCUCUGUGAUUAUUUUGAUAUUAUAGGCUGUAUAAAUGUGCGUGUAAUUCAAGAGACUGUCCUAAGCUUGUGCACAAAGCCAGCGGCUUAUAGUUAUCAUGUUUCCUCUCUUUGUGUUUUCAUUUGUGCUUAAAUUAUUUGUCUUGUAAAGACUCUGUUGUAAGAUGCCAGUGCUUUGUCAUAAAGGGAGAAUAGAUUAAAUAUUAUUAUGUACUGUAUGUUGGAUGUCUUACAAUUCACGAGGAAUGCUUGCUAUAUUUUUCACACCUUCAUUUUAUAAAUAAAAAUGAAAAAGAUUUAGAGUGUUUACUCCAUGAAAUGUCAGCAGCUGUCUCACAGUUAUGUUUGGAUAAAUGAUACACAUACAAAGUGUAUGCUUGUGAGAGUGUGUAUAGAGGCAGUGUGAAAA